Molecule: messenger RNA, 1638 nt
Organism: Rhincodon typus (whale shark)
Lineage: Eukaryota; Metazoa; Chordata; Chondrichthyes; Orectolobiformes; Rhincodontidae
Product: bile salt-activated lipase-like
Exons: 9
Coding region: 1-1638 (545 amino acids)
Biological process (GO): synaptic vesicle endocytosis; chemical synaptic transmission; modulation of chemical synaptic transmission
Cellular component (GO): cell surface; postsynaptic specialization membrane; synapse
Molecular function (GO): cholinesterase activity; neurexin family protein binding; signaling receptor activity
Source: RefSeq, a predicted model, not a curated record
AUGAUUUGGAUUCAUGGAGGAGCCUUUGCCAUUGGAGCAGGUCAAGGCACCGGUCUCCUGAACGACACCUUGUAUGAUGGCAAUGAGCUAGCCCACCAUGGGAAUGUCAUCGUUGUGAGUGUCAACUAUCGCCUGGCUGCACUCGGCUUCCUCAGUACUGGGGAUAGCAAUGGAAGAGGUAAUUAUGGCUUGUGGGACCAGCACAUGGCCAUAACCUGGGUGAAGAAUAAUAUCGCAAGUUUUGGAGGAAAUCCAGAGCUCAUCACUCUGUUUGGUGAAUCAGCUGGAGGUGCCUGUACAAGCAUGCAUGUAUUAUCACCAGUAAGCAAAGGGCUCUUCAGACGUGCAAUUUCAGAAAGUGGUGAUGCCCGGGUGAUGUGGGCUGUGAAUCGAAACCCGCUCCGCAGUGCUCGUCGAGUUGCCCAGGCUCUGGGGUGCCCGCUGGAAGAUACCGCUGCCAUGAUGUUUUGCCUCAGGCAGGUGCCUGCUAAAGACAUCAUGUUGGUGAUUCGAGUGACAGAGCUGCUUACUGAAAACAAGAUGGUGUUUUUCAUUCCAUUUGUUCCUACAAUUGAUGGUGACUUUCUCCCUGCUGAACCAGAGAUGCUGUUUGAGAACAGUAGAGAUGUUGAUUAUUUGUUGGGCUGUAACAAUGGAGAUGGUCAUAUGUUUGUGGCCACCUGGUUCCCUGGCGUGAAUAUUCCUUUUGGAAUUAGUGAGGCUAAAUUCCGAACAGCGGUGAAAAAGGGUGUGGGUUCUUUGGGAGAGGCUGCAGUGGAGUCAGCUAUAUUUGAGUACACUGACUGGGAGAAUCCAACACAGCUUUCAAGAAGGCAGGGUUUGUCAAGACUGUACACUGAUUUUGAAUUUUGCAGCCCAGCAUUCAACUCUGCGCAGAAGCACACAAUAAUCAGCAGAAAUGCCAGUCGAACAUAUGCUUACCAAUUCUCAUACCCAUCCAAGAUGCCAAAUGCAAUCUGGCCAGAGUGGAUUGGUGCCCUUCAUACAGAAGAGCUACAGUUUGUCUUUGGCAGACCAUUUUCCAAGCCAAAAUCCUACAACCAGCAGGAGAGGAAUCUGAGUCAGGCCGUGAUGACAUACUGGACCAACUUUGCGAAAACAGGAAAUCCAAACCAUCCUCAAUCAGUUCCUGUUAUCUGGCCAGAGUUUAGCAUUGAGAAGCAUUAUAUUGAGCUGAAUGCAAGCCUCAACCAAGGAUCUGUGGGCAGCAACCUCAGAGCAAAGCAGUUUGCAAUGUGGAAUGAGCUGAUCUCGAAGAUGGUUACCAGAAACAUUGACUGUCUUCAGGACCAGAUCCCGCCUUUGAAUGGGACAACACCACCAUUAAACCCACCAGUUGUCACAGUUCAGCAAGGACAAGCACGAGUCUCCUUCACUGUGCCGUCACUGCUGGAAUAUCAGGUACCAUUCUUUGACACCAUUUCGGCUCGAUUGAUGCCCCCUUCACCGGGCCUCAUCAAUGCAAACGCCACUGAUGCCACCAGGUACCGCACUGGCCCAAACUCAACUCCGCCACCACCAACGGCCUACGUUGGGCCCACCCCGCCAAUGCAGCCACUGCUGAUGCCACCGUGCCUCGUACUGGGCCCAAACCUGCCUCCGCCUCUGCCUCCUUGA